Molecule: messenger RNA, 2201 nt
Organism: Thunnus maccoyii (southern bluefin tuna)
Lineage: Eukaryota; Metazoa; Chordata; Actinopteri; Scombriformes; Scombridae
Gene: gucd1
Product: guanylyl cyclase domain containing 1
Exons: 6
Coding region: 364-1047 (227 amino acids)
Source: RefSeq, a predicted model, not a curated record
ACAUACACCAAACACCAGUGUGCUAACUAACAACAGAGAAGUGAAGCAGAACAACGGUAUAGACAGACACGAAAUCCUGCUAGAACUGAUUUUUUUCUAACUUUUAUUCUGUAGUUGUUUAGUUAACUAACCGCUGUAUGUGUAGCAGCCGUGUUGUGCGUCGAUGUGUGAACCUGCCAACAGACAGACUUGUUAAUGCUGUUAGCCUGGCAGCUAAACUUGCAGCUGGGCAGCUCGUUGCUUGUAGUUAGCAUCGAUGAGGGAAACCAAACUCCGGUUUAAAUGCUGUAAACAGGACUGAACAGCUCGUACUGAGUUACUGAGCUAGUUGGCCGCUUGUCUGCUGAGAAAGAAUUCAACAGAAUGACAGAGGAUGUCGUCCUGUUGAAUGUACCUGUCAUUCGGCAGCUGUACCACUGGGACUGUGGGUUAGCCUGCUCCAGGAUGGUCCUGAAGUACCUCCACCCUGUGAGUGAUGAGGAGUUUCAGAGAGCAUGCUGGGAGCUGAAGCUGACAGAGAGCGUGUGGACUAUUGACCUGGCCUACCUCAUGUGCCAUCUAGGAAUCAAACACUGCUUUUGCACGCAGACCCUGGGUGUUGACAAGGGCUUUAGGAAUCAGUCCUUUUAUAAGAAGCAUUUUGAUACUGAAGAAGACCGAGUGAAUGAGCUUUUUCUUAAAGCAGAGACCAAAAGUGUGGUGGUGAAGAAAUGCUCUGUGACGGUUCAGGAAAUUCAGUCUCACCUGGAGCAGGGCCACGUUGCCAUAGUGUUGGUCAACGCUGUUGUCUUGACAUGUGAACUCUGCUCCUCGCCUGUCAAAUACUGCUGCUUCUUGCCUGUUGGUCAGAAGUGUUUCUGCAGGAAACCUGAGUACCAGGGUCAUUUUGUGGUUGUGUGUGGCUUCAACAGGACCACCGGCUGCAUUUUCUACAACAACCCUGCAUAUUCUGACCGGGUGUGCUGCACCAGCGUCAGUAACUUCGAGGAGGCCCGGCGGAGUUAUGGGACAGAUGAGGAUAUCCUGUUCAUCUUUAAGGAAAGCUGAUGGGAAGCGGACAUGGAUUUGGCUCUUCCCAGCUCAUCAUUAUAAUAGUGACAUCAUAAUGCAGGUUCUGGACUAGUGGCUCCUGCUGUCGUCAGCUGUCGCUGUCCUCUCCGGUGCUAAUGCUCACAUGACAAACACUUAGCUGCACAUUCACCCAUGUUCCCGACAUACAGCCGACAUGACAUGUGAAGGAUUAACAGCUGGAAGAUAUCAACAAAUUUAUGCUGAAUUGUUUAUUUUUGUAUUUUCUUUUCUUUUAGAUAAGCAGAUAGUUUCAUCAUGUUUUUGUUGAGUUUUAAUGACAGCGGUUGCUCAUGGAUUGGAAUCUUUAACUAUGAACAGAGUAUUUCAGAUUUAAAAUGGAUGAAAUAUGGGAAUUAUGACCUAAAUUAAGAAUUACCAGGAAAUAAUGUGCACAUAAUUCAGGGUUGAUGAUGAAAACAUUUAGUAUAUCCAAUGUAUUUGUUGUGUUCGGUGUUGACGUCAGAAGGUGCUCAUGUGUAGCCACCAGCCUCACCUCUACUUGCCUUUUUAAAGAAAUCCUCCUAACUCACCUGUCACUUUUUAUUCACGUGAUUAUUUCAACAAGAACAGAGGAAGUAGUUGUGUUUUGAACGUCUCAGGUAAUUAAUGCCCUAAAGUGUGACAUGCGCAUCAAAUGACAAAACUAGUUCAAUGCAAUACUCCAUAGUCUGUCUAUGGAACUGAAUCUGCCUGCAGAAGAACAUGGAUGGACUUGAUGGACACAGAGAAACAUGAAUUCACCACUUUGAUUCACUUCACCGAGGAAAAAAACAUCUUGUGUUAUGGUGUUGGAUAGAUGGAUGCAUUGUACGGCUGUUUUGAUCAUGUGGCAGAACAAAGGUGUGAUGAAUAGAUCAUUUCCUCCUCGUCACUCAAGUUUUAUUUCUCCAUUUUGGUAUCAUGGUUAAGUUUUUGCACUACGCUUUUCAUACCAGACGUAAUUCUAUGUUAUUUAAUUUUUUUUUUUUUUUAAAUUGCCAUGAAAUAGUUUUUUUUCUGAAUACAUGAGAAGUGAUUUCUUCCUGGCUGUGCUUUUUUGUGUGAACAAAUAGCACAUUUUAAACUUUAUUUUUUAUUAAACAUAGAGCUGCAUUUAUUAUAUGUUGUAAUUAAAAGAUUUCAACAGGAGA